Molecule: messenger RNA, 1869 nt
Organism: Colletotrichum orchidophilum
Lineage: Eukaryota; Fungi; Ascomycota; Sordariomycetes; Glomerellales; Glomerellaceae
Exons: 1
Coding region: 1-1869 (622 amino acids)
Biological process (GO): mRNA splicing, via spliceosome
Cellular component (GO): precatalytic spliceosome; U2 snRNP; U2-type spliceosomal complex
Source: RefSeq, a predicted model, not a curated record
AUGGCGGCCCCAAAGAUGACCAAGAACCAAAUGCGGAGGGCGAAGAAGAAGGAGCAGAAGAAGGCUCAGACAGAGGUGCGUUAUCUGGCUGGCGUUGGUGCAUUUGCGAGCGAUACUGACGCACAGGACAAUCAGGUCGCGUCGAACACUCCCGAAGUCAACGACGAUGAGAAGAAGCCUGAGGGGGCUGAGACACAAGAAAAGACUGGCGGCGAUUUCGAGGUCAAGAACCAGUCCGAGGCCAAUGCCAAGGUCGAAGCCGACGGCCCUGCCGAUGACGAGUUCAACUUCGAUGAUGAGAGGUUUGCCGCAUUCAAGGAUAUCUUCUCAAAAUUCGGCGUCUCAAUAGACGAGGACGAGAUUUCGAAGGAGGCCAAUGCUGGCAACACGGGAGAGGUGUUGUGGGACGAGGACGAUAUUCCUAGUGAGGAUGAGGAGGCCACAGGGCAGACAAAGCUCUCAAAAAAGAAGAGGAAGCAACUCAACAAGCUCUCUAUUGCGGAGUUGAAGGCCUUGGUCAAGAUACCCGAUGUUGUCGAGUGGCAAGACACCUCAUCCACGGACCCACGCCUUCUAGUGCAGAUAAAGGCGCAAAGAAACGUCGUGCCCGUUCCUGGCCACUGGGCGCUCAAGAGAGAGUACCUUUCUUCGAAGCGAGGUAUCGAGAAGCCGCCUUUCCGGUUACCAAAGUUCAUCGCCGAGACGGGCAUCACGGAAAUGCGUGAUGCUGUCCUCGAAAAGCAGGAGCAGCAAUCUCUGAAGCAAAAGCAGCGGGAGCGUGUCGCUCCCAAGAUGGGCAAAUUGGACAUCGACUACCAGAAGCUCUAUGACGCGUUCUUCCGCUUCCAGACCAAGCCGGAACUCACCCGCUUCGGCGAGGUGUACUACGAGGGUAAGGAGAGCGAGGUUGACUUCCAGCACUUCAGACCAGGUGACCUGACAGAGGCCACAAAGGAGGCUUUGGGUAUGCCACCAGGUGCACCUCCACCAUGGCUCAUCAACCAGCAGCGGUUCGGCCCUCCUCCAUCAUAUCCCACUCUCAAGAUCCCAGGACUCAAUGCCCCACCUCCACCAGGCGGCUCCUGGGGUUUCCACCCUGGUGGUUGGGGCAAACCCCCUGUCGACGAAUUCAACCGCCCACUGUAUGGUGGUGACGUUUUUGGUCUCACAAACCAGGCUGGCGCGCAGAUUGUGCAACCCGCCGCCGUGCCUUUGGCCACCGGCGAACCCGUUGAGAAGACGCUUUGGGGCGAAUUGCAACCCCGCGAUGAGGAGUCUGAGGAGGAAGAGUCGGAAGAAGAAUCCGACGAGGAAGAGGACGAGGACGAGGACGCACCCGGCGGCCUCGCCUCUCCGAGCGGCAUCGAGACCUCCGGCAUGGUCUCAUCGGUACCGACAGAUUACCCUGGUCACGGCGUUGAGACGUCCGUGGCGGGCGAGAUGGACCUCCGCAAGCAGCGCCGCGGCUUCGACACGGAGGAGAGCUCGCACCCGCGCUCGGCGUACCAGGUCAUCCCCGAGCGCCAGCAGCGCACCGAGGGCUUCUUCGGCAGCGACAGGGUGUAUGACCUCAACCAGCAAAAGGCCAAUAUGCCGGUGCUCGGUCAGGAGGACGACAGCCGCAAGCGCAAGAAGCCCGGCGACGUGGACGUCGCGAUCGACCCGGACGCGCUGCUCAACAAUGACGGCAUCAGCAAGGACGAGGUGCGGCGGCGGUUCGAGGAAGGGAAGCGCGAAGAGGGGUUGGGCGCCAAGUGGGCAUACGAGGAGGAUCUUUCCGAGAUGAUCGCGCAGGAGUCGAGGAAGAGGCAAAAGGUUGACGAGAAGCGCAAUGACGAGAAGAAGAAGCAGAGCAAGUACAGGUUUUGA